GGAGAGGUGGUGGUGGUGGCGGUGGAGGCGGUGGAUCGGAUCGGAGCGGUGCAGAUCGAACCGGACGGCGAUGGCGGAGGAGAAGUACAACCGGAAGAACCCGGCGGUGAAGCGGAUUUUGCAGGAGGUUAAGGAGAUGCAAUCCAAACCCUCCGAUGAUUUCAUGAGCCUCCCCCUCGAGGAGAACAUAUUUGACUGGCAAUUUGCAAUCAGAGGUCCUAGUGACACAGAAUUCGAAGGUGGAAUUUACCACGGGCGGAUUCAGUUGCCGGCAGAGUACCCGUUCAAACCCCCUUCAUUCAUGUUGCUGACGCCAAAUGGUCGCUUCGAAACCCAAACCAAGAUUUGCUUGAGCAUAUCAAAUCAUCAUCCCGAGCACUGGCAGCCAUCAUGGAGCGUGCGGACUGCUUUAGUUGCACUUAUUGCAUUCAUGCCUACCAAUCCAAAUGGUGCGUUAGGUUCACUGGAAUAUAAGAAGGAAGAAAGGCGUGCCCUGGCUAUCAAAUCUCGUGCAGCAGCCCCAAGAUAUGGCACUGAUGAACGCCAGAAGUUAAUGGACGAGAUUCAUGAAUAUAUGCUGAGCAAGGCACCCCCUGUUCCUCAACUGAGCCCCUCCCAGGCUUCGGAAGAGCAUCCUUCAAACAAGGAAAGCAAUGUUCAGGAGAGUUCCGCAAGCGCUGGAUCCACACCCGCUGAGGAAACUGCUGGGGAAGGGCCUGCAAAUCCAACAACAGGAGACAGGAUUGUCGAAGAAGUUCAGGAAGCCCCUCUGAAUGCUAACCCUGCCCCUGUAGCAGCGAGGGCGGUGAAUGAAGCUCCUUCCACUGGAUCAAGUCAGCUGCUACAAAGGCCAGAAGUUAAAGUACACAAACCAGCUGACGAUCGCUUGUUCACAUGGGCUGCUGUUGGACUUACCAUCGCAAUCAUGGUUCUUCUAUUUAAGAAGUUUAUGAAAUCCAGCGGACACGGUGCUGUUUUCAUGGACGGAUCAUAGAUUUAGUAACGAUUGGUGCUGCCUUUGUAACAGAAUAUGCGUAUAUCUUACAUGGUAGUUAAAAGACAUCUGUUUAAAGUUUUACAUAUAUUUGAAGGGUUUGUGAUCCAUUAUGAUCAUCUAAAAUGUACACAGUUGUAAUUAAACGUAAAAUGUUUUGCAUUCGUGAGCUUUGUCAUCCCAGAAACAUUUUCCAUGUCAACAAAUCGUUAUGUGCGUACAUCAAUGUGUCGGUUUGAUUCUCAA
Messenger RNA from Pyrus x bretschneideri (Chinese white pear), 1240 nucleotides. RefSeq names its product ubiquitin-conjugating enzyme E2 32-like. Bases 71 to 994 code for a protein of 307 amino acids. The transcript is spliced from 5 exons. NCBI's taxonomy places the organism in Eukaryota, Viridiplantae, Streptophyta, Magnoliopsida, Rosales, Rosaceae. The record is from RefSeq and is a predicted model, not a curated record.